Phalacrocorax carbo (great cormorant) is the source of this 2812-nucleotide messenger RNA. The record is from RefSeq and is a predicted model, not a curated record. NCBI's taxonomy places the organism in Eukaryota, Metazoa, Chordata, Aves, Suliformes, Phalacrocoracidae.
GGGUUUUUUUUCGCUUAUUAUUAUUUUUCACUAUACUGUAUUAUCCUGAUGCAAUAAAGGCUGGUUUGUAAUGUAAUUUAAAAAUAUAUAUGUCCAAACAAAUAGCAGGGCCAGAAUAUGACAAGUGCAUUCAGCAUUAUAAUUCAACCGGGCUCCACCUCCAUACCGCCUCCUAAUUAAUGGGUCUCCGAACUUGCAAAAGCCUGCAUUGGACAGAGAGAGAGCGAGAGAGAGAGAGAGAGAGAGAGGGCGAAAAGUGUCAUUGAAGAUAAUUGAUUACCUCCCAAUCAACAAUAACUUGUUAGCAAUAGUCAAUUACCCCGUCUCUUCUCGCCUCUUUCCCCCUGGUCCGAGGUCUCGGUGCGAGGGCUGCUCUCCCCCUCUCCGAAGUCGUCUUUUAUUUUUUUCUUUUUCUUCCUUCUUUUUUUUUUAAAUUAUUUUUGGGGGUAUCUCUUUUUGGGGGAGGAGGGCAAGGAAAGUGCUUCGAUUUGGGGUGUUUCUUAAAAUAGCAGCUGGGAAUAGAGAGGAGCGAGUGAGCGAGCGGAGAGCGAGAGGAGAGAGAGGGAGACAGACAGGGGGGCGAAAAAAAAAAGAUCCCCGACCCAAAACCCUGGGACAAGAGGUGCGGCAGGACCACCUCUCGGCGAGGGACCGACGGCAGCUCCGCUCCCAGCCGCAGCCCGCCGCGCUGCCUGCCCUGCCCACCCUGCCCGCCGCCCGACGUGGCUCUCCCCGGGAGGACCCGGGGCUCCUCCGCCGGAGUUGGAGGUGGGCUUCAACUUUUACUCGCUGCCUCCGCCGCCGUCACCCCGCGGUCCCCGCGCCGGGGGCUUCUCCCCGCGGCAGCGCAUCCCCGUCGCGGGUGGGGAAGGCAGCCCCGCGCGGCCGGGCCCCACCAUGACUUCCAAAGAAGAAGCCAAGCCCUCCUCGGGGGAAGAACGACGGCGGAGCCCCUUGGAUCACCUCCCGCCGCCGGCCAACUCCAACAAGCCCCUCACUCCCUUCAGCAUCGAGGACAUCCUCAACAAGCCCUCGGUGCGGAGGAGUUACACCCUCUGCGGAACGGCCCACCUCCUCUCCGCCGCCGAGAAGCACCCCCCGGCCGGGCUCCCCCUCUCCGGCCGGGCGCUGCUCUCCCAAACCUCGCCCCUCUGUGCCCUGGAAGAGCUGGCCAGCAAGACCUUCAAGGGGCUGGAAGUCAGCGUGCUGCAGGCGGCCGAAGGCAGGGACGGGAUGACGAUCUUCGGGCAGCGGCAAACGCCGAAAAAGCGUCGGAAGUCGCGGACGGCCUUCACCAACCACCAGAUCUACGAGCUGGAGAAGCGGUUCCUCUACCAAAAAUACCUGUCGCCGGCGGACCGGGACCAGAUCGCCCAGCAGCUGGGGCUCACCAACGCCCAGGUCAUCACCUGGUUCCAGAACCGCCGCGCCAAGCUUAAGCGCGACCUGGAGGAGAUGAAGGCCGACGUGGAGUCGGCCAAAAAGCUGGGCCCCAACCCCGCCGUGGACAUCGUGGCCUUGGCCGAGCUGGAGCCCAGCGCCGAGGGAAGGGGCAAGGCACGGCCCGGUUCCCCGCCGCCGCCCCCCCCCGCCGCCCGGGAGCCCGCCGCCCCGCCGCCGCCCCGCCCCGCCUCGCCCCCCACGGAGCGGCCCCGCAGCCGCCGGGACAGCGAGGAGGAGGAGGAGGAGGAGGAGGAGGACGUGGAGAUCGACGUGGAUGACUGAGGGGCGGCCGGCGGGCCUCCCCCCCAACCCCAACCACAGCCACCCCCCCCCCCACCGCCCCGUCCCGCUCCACCCCCCCCCCCCCAACCCCGCAGCUCCAAACGGGGACCCCCGGCCCCGGCAGGGCGGCACGGCGGCUGCUCCCCCUGGUCGGAGCAAUAAGCAAUAGAAACCCACCACACACACCCCCUCACACACAAAAACACAAAUUAAUUUAGGGUAGAGUCGAUAUCCCUCCGCCUGUCACAUCUUCGGAAUGGUGCAAUUACGGACGGCUUCUGUAUAAAUAUUUAAACGUAUAUAUUGGAUUUUUUUUCUUCCCCUUGUUUUGAGGUUUUGAUUAUUAUUUUUUUAAUAGCUAUCAGUGACGCUUAUUUUGUCUCUAAGGGAGACGCGUAACCUUGGAAUAAACUCGGCUCCCAACAGAUGUUUGGGUAGGCAGUUGUUCUCAAAGACUUCCGAAACGAACCACUUUAGAGGAGAAUUAAGUUAGACUUAAAACGGCAACAGCAAAAAAUACCCACUUUCCUUUCCUUGCAUGUUUCAGAUGUGCACGAAGUAAUUUCUUUUUUUCCUUUUAGAAAUAUUUUUUUUCUUUCGCAAUCUUGGGAACUUGGGGACGGGUUAUAAUGCAAGUUGAAAAAUAUAUACUUUCUUUUUUUCCUAGAGCAUAGAGAUUUGUCUCCAAUGCAAUUUCUGCCUCAUUUUACCAAUUAAAAGCUAUUUUUACCAUUUUCUGCUAUUGUUGUGCUUUUAUUAAAAAGCUGCCUUUCGUAUUUUUGAUAUGAAGGUGGUAACAAAAAAACGAAAAUGAAAAAAAAAAUCCUAGAAUUAUUUUUUACUCUUUUUAGAAUUUUUGCAUGCUAUGGAAAUAAAAAAGGACAAAUCCCAAGAUCGAUACAUUUAAAUAUUACGCUAUAAAUUUAAAAAAAUGUACAGAUUUAAGACCUGUUUUUGCUUGAAUUGUACAAAUUUUAAAAGGCCUGCUAUUUAAGUUCCGAUAGGGACAAUGUCGCUUUAUUUACUGUCUCUUAGAAUUGUACAGAUAGCUCUUUUUUCCGAUACAAUAAAAUCUUUACCAUUUUAA